CAAAAAUGCUACACCAAAGACAAGCAUCGUGGUAUAUAGCAACUCUCAGUCUACCCUUUACCAGAGACAAACCUAAUUGCCAGUAAUUAAAGAAAAUGGAGUCGUUUGAGCGAAUGUUUCAGCGCAUAAAGGAUCAAUACUUCCAACAAAUUCCCAUGACAUCGUUCAAAUGGACAAUGUAUGAGACUGCUGAGGACUAUUCCCUUCUUACGAGUUCUCGGAUGCAGGAAGAAAUUGCGAAAAUAGUUUCACCUUCUAAAUAUUGCCGCAUAUUCUUAAAAACAUACCUCACUUUCCUUGAAUUAUACACUCCGGAAGACACAGAAGUCAAUGAAGCGAUCUUGAACGCGCAUAUUGAGUCUCUCUCUUGCGAGACUAAUCCUCCAGUCGUGUACACGCUUGGCGACUACAAUGUAAAGAUCAAUGAAGAUAAGAAUGUACUGGUUAAAGACGGAACUACUGGUCUUCGCACUUGGGAGGCCUCAAUGGCACUUGCUGAGUACCUCUACAAACACCCCGUUCAAUCUGGCUCUAAAAUUGUCGAACUUGGUGCAGGAACUGGACUUGUAAGUAUUUUGUGUGCCAAGAUGGGCGCCUCCGUUUUGGCUACAGAUGGUGAUGAGCGCGUUUGCAAUGAUCUGCAACGUAACGCUGAGUUAAAUGAUUGCAAACUGACGGUUGAACGUCUUACCUGGGGAAAGGACAUGAUCGGUUAUGCCGACGCUGUAAUCGCCGCUGAUGUUACAUACGAGGGAGAUUUGUCGAUGCUUGUUCGUACCAUUGAGUCUGCUUUUGAUAAAAAUCCUCAGUGCAAAGUCAUCUUGGCAGCAACGAUCCGUCGACAAAUUACGUUUGAUCGCUUCCUUAAGCUCAUCAGCCACCUGAAAAUUCAAGAUGUUCCUCAAAUUGACAUUCCUCGCCUUCUUUACUAUGAUGGUCCUCCUGUUCGUAUUGUCGUUAUCACUCGCCCUAACAAAACCACUAUUUAAGUUCUGUCUUUGUUAAGGCAAUAUUACCCGACAAUCCUGUUUUAAGUACUCGUAUUCCCUAGCGCACCUUUUGCGGAGGAUCAUCUUCAAAAACGAUUAUCAUCGGAGCAUAAUGGAGGAAAAUACCUUUCUUAACUGCGCGCCUAAUUUUCAGAGUAUAUCUAAACGCUCAUUAUCUCUUUCUAUCUUCUUUCUUCUAACUAUAGUACGCGAGACGUAGCUCGUUAUUCAUUUAUUUUUUUCACAUUUACAGUUUGUUUGCUCUUUCCUGCUCUUUCCUUCGACACUUGGGAAAAUAAGUCUCAAUUGUUUUACAGUACAUGAAACUAAAUCAAUUACACGAAUACGACUCCUCCACAAGUCGAAACUAUUUUCCUAUAUUAAUUGUAUGAGAUCGAAGCCUGGAAAAUAAAUAGGCAGUUUUUUCUUUCUUUUUUAAAACGAGAAAUACACGAUUUUUUUAAAGUUUUUAGACAGGUUAAAAGAACUCUCGCGCUUUCACAGACGCUUUUAUAAAACAAAGGUAUGACGCAGAUUUAAAGACAUCCAAUGUUAUCAUUGUUGCUUGUGAGCGUACAUAUAUGAGAGAAUCGAAAGUAAGCCUGUUCUAAGCUUCAUCCAUCUGAAACUGUGUUUCGUCAUCAGCUUGCUGUUCAUAAUUUUCACUUGGUAUAGUAAACAAGGAAUUUUUCCCAGCAGUAUUACUACCGCCUUUUGCUAAUGAAU
This is a messenger RNA of Schizosaccharomyces japonicus yFS275, 1715 nucleotides long. RefSeq names its product methyltransferase. The coding region runs from base 96 to 989 and encodes 297 amino acids. The transcript has a single exon. The record is from RefSeq and is a predicted model, not a curated record. NCBI's taxonomy places the organism in Eukaryota, Fungi, Ascomycota, Schizosaccharomycetes, Schizosaccharomycetales, Schizosaccharomycetaceae.